Macrobrachium nipponense is the source of this 1055-nucleotide messenger RNA. RefSeq lists its product as uncharacterized. The coding region runs from base 133 to 837 and encodes 234 amino acids. NCBI's taxonomy places the organism in Eukaryota, Metazoa, Arthropoda, Malacostraca, Decapoda, Palaemonidae. Gene Ontology annotation, molecular function: ubiquitin-ubiquitin ligase activity; RNA binding. The record is from RefSeq and is a predicted model, not a curated record. Gene Ontology annotation, biological process: positive regulation of canonical Wnt signaling pathway; protein polyubiquitination. The transcript has 6 exons. Gene Ontology annotation, cellular component: nucleus; cytoplasm.
ACAAACAAACAAACACAGGAGGAAUAAAACAAGCAAGAGAGCCGUUUCAAAGGCAUAUACCCUUACUACUACUGCUACUAUUAAGACUCCUGUCAGCUGUCAGAAUUACACAGGUCACAGGUGUCUUCCCCCAUGUAUGAAAAGUUUGUAAAAGAACUUCACAUUAAGGAAAUUGGAUCUUCUGUGAUGGAUUCAGAGCCUCUUCCAGAAACGAGAGAUGUUUUAAGAGGCCAUUUGCUUACCAAAGUGCGAUAUCUAAAUCCAGCUUUAGCAGAGCAGAUUACAGAUAAGUUGAUUGAGGAUAAAACAAACAAUCAGAUUAUUGAACUGCUAGUAUGUGAUUCUACAUUAGAAGAAAAUGUUGAGAAAUUUCUCUCCCGCAUUUCUGUUCCCAAUUCUGAGGUGAGGGAGAGUCUUGGUAUGGCCUUAUAUCAAGCUGUCUCAUCCGUUGAACAGGAACUGUGUGCUCAGGUAACGGGGAUGUUGUUGGAGUUGCCUGUUUCAGUAAUAUCCCAGCUGAUAAAUGAUGAAGCAGCACUGAAGGAAGCAGUCACCAAAGCCCGUCAAGAGUAUAUUAGGUUUUCACAGGGGGAGGAGGGCUGCCAGGAAGCCAGUGCUGUGGGAGUAUCGCAGAAUAUUAGUAAUGAGAAAGAGGAAUUAGGUGAGGUAAUAUUUGAAAAAAUUUCCAAGAGGCAUCCGCAAGAAGCUGCUAAAUUGACUGGAAUGUUACUUCAGAUGGAAUAUAAGGAUUUGGUUAGAGUGAUUGCUGAACCUGAACUUUUGACGAAGAAAGUGGAGCUCGCUUUGAGUGUUUUGAGGUCAUAUAAGGGAAGUUGAUGAUAUUGGACAAGACUAGUAUUUUUAUAGCUUUAAAUGUUAUCCAUUAUUAUUUGCAAUUUGCUUUGCCAAAAGAUGGGGCUGUGAAAGCUGUAGCGUUUUUUAUUAUUCAUGACGGCUCAUAAGAGUUUAGUCCUUCCUUUGAUGGAUAUAUUUUUGUGAUUCAGAACAUAUGAGUAAUACUUAGAUGUAUGGAAUAUAGAAGAAAAGAUAAUACA